UGGACUUUGCCCACAACUGCCAUUCGUUUUCCACGUGACGUUGAUAUAAAGGAACCCUGAAAAUUUUGCAGGUUGCAAAGUCAGGCACUGCAGUUGUUGGUUGGUUCUUCUCGCCUAUUUGUACUGUGCAGCAACCAAAGAGAAAAAUGAAGAGGAUACCGGUCAACAAGGCCUUGUUGCCAGCAAAAGCAGCCUACUUCUUCUUUUAUUUUUCUUACUCCAGCGUCACGCCAUACAUACCCGUAUUUAUAACAGCCUAUGGCCUGAACGCUGAACAAGCAGGCUUCGUUCUAGGCGCACGUUUAUUUUCUCAGUUCAUCAGCGGACCGUUGUGGGGAGCUAUUGCCGACAAGACUCGCAAAUACAAGUUAGUGCUACUUCUCCAGAUUGUUAUCAGUAGUAUUCUAACUUUUACGGCGCCAUUUGUGCCCAUGGCUAUUCCAAAGACCUCUUGUGGUGUAAUUUCAAAAGCACAUGACAACAGCACGGUAAUUGCAACAAUGCCUUCUUUGGUGGUAACGACUCCAUUGUUCAUACAACCUACUACGAAAUUUGGUAAUCUAUCAGUGCCUAUGACCGAAGACCGUAAUGCAGAAGCGGUAAAGACGACAGAUGUGGUUCCUAGAGGAAUAGAUCUCACCAACAACUCGAUGACCACGGAGUACCCGAAUAUCUCUUUAUCAUCCCAACAACAAACAAAGAUAAAAACAAACAAAGUUAACGAUGGCGGGGGCUCCGAUUCCCGCUGCAAAGCAAGUACAGAUAAGUUAUUUACACUUAUGAUCAUAUGGUUUGCCUUGAUUGGUGCUUUUGAUGGUGGCAUCCCUAUACUCAUUGACAAUUCUGUUAUAGACACUAUUGAGAAAGUGAAGUCGUCAGAUUUUGGUAAGCAAAGGCUUUGGGGAGCUGUUGGAUUUGGAUUGGCAGCUUUUGCCUCUGGAGUCGGCAUUGAACUUUCAGGAAGCAAAGGACCAAACUAUUUUACAAUGUUUUACAUUUUCUUGGGUAGCAAUGUUUCAUUGUUUAUAAGUUGCUGUUUUUUGGACAUGAGUGGUCACCAGCAUAAAAGCAAUUUGCUCAACAAGGAGAGAGAGAAGAAGCCAAACCUCACAAAGGGCUUGAUCAAGACCUUCAAAAAGUUCAAUGUGUCAUUCUUCUUCCUUACUGUUUUAAUCAUGGGUAUUGCUAAUGGUUUGUUAUAUGGCUUUAUGUUCCUGUAUAUUCAGGACCUCAAAGGAUCAAAGAUCAUCAUGGGCCUGAGUAUUUUGGUAGCUUGCUCAACAGAAGUCAUAAUGUUUCCAAUUUCAAAUUCUGUUAUUAAACUUCUUAGAGGAAACUUAAUUGCUAUUGCUCUGUCCUUUGCGAUGUAUACUGUACGCUUUUUAGGGUUCUCUGUUCUCCAGAAUGCCUGGUACAUUCUUCUCUUACAGCUUCUUCACAGUAUCUGUUUUGCUCUCUUUUGGAAUGCAACAGUGUAUCAUACUUCUGAUCUAGCUCCUAAGGGAAUGAAAGCAACCCUCUUAGGAAUCAUGAAUGGCAUUUUCUUUGGUAUUGCUGGUGGAUCCUCAAGCUUAAUUGGUGGGAUCCUGUAUAAGCAUUUUGGUGGUCGCAAACUUUUCAGAGGGUAUGCCAUAAUUUGUGGUGUGUGGACAGUUUUCAUGAUCUUGCAUAUUCUUGAAAGAAAGAAGCACGGAAAACUUGGGAACUUGAAAGACAGGAAAAAUGAAGAUGAGGACCAGCCUGCCAAUGAAGAGCAACAAAUAUCAGCACAACUUUUAUCUGAGAACAAAGUAUGAAUGCUUGAUAGUUGCAAAGACUUUGCUCUGUAAUUAGUAGACUUUGCAACAAAUAAUGGUUGACUCUAUUGAUAAAAAAUUUUUAUUCUAAGGAAUGUAUGUGUUUGAAUUGGUAUGUUCAAAAUGUGUGUAGGAUCCUUGACAAGCAAUCCUUGCCACCCUUAAAACUGUCCAUGUAUCAGCUCAUUGGCUUUUUUGUGAGAUGUAACAUCAAAUGAUGUAACAUUUAAAGUACUGUUUCCCCCAAAAUGAAAAUAUAUACACUUGGAUGAUUUUAGAACAAAUAUAUAUAUACUUUAUUAUAUACUGAUGGAAUGGCAACCAUACAUUGUCAAUCUGAAAGCUUGUCUUCUAUGCAACAAAUGUCAUAAUUUUAGCAAAGGGCUGUUUUAUAUUUGCAUGUUGUACAUUGUCAGCCAGGGGUCCUCUAGAUAAUCCAUAAUAUUUUUAAAAUGACCAGACCACAAAGCAAACUUCCAACAGUUCUGGUGCCAAGGAACUGUAUCCCUUACCCCCAGCCACUGCACCCCUGACUGAAAGUAUGAUUAAAGUAAUGUUUUACCUUUCUCAAUGACUUUAGUAUGGCCCUAUAUUUUCAAAGUAGCAAGUGAUUUUGGUCCCCAAAAUUUCUCUACCCCCUUUUAGUAUUACCAGAUUUUAUACAAAAUGAGGAAAUCUGUAUAACAGUUUUUGGUAGAGUAUUUGAAAUCUUUACUAGCCAGCUCAUUGAUUGUCCAGUAGUUUGUAUGUAUGAUAAGUAAUGGCCAGGCAAAAUAAUCCUUUUUCAUACAGUAAUAGCAUCUUAUGGAGAUGAAAUGUUUUUUAAACUUCGUACUGUGGACAAGAGGGAAAGGAUUUGAAAAUUUGCAAAUGUCAUCAACAAUGAAUGUAUAUGACUCCUUACUGAAUCUUUUUAAAAAAGUAUAUGAUAAUUUUUUAAAAUUGAGUUCUUCUCUAAAUGAUAAUGCAAAUGUAUGUUUUUAAAAUGUAUACCAAUCACUCAGA
Molecule: messenger RNA, 2801 nt
Organism: Rhopilema esculentum
Lineage: Eukaryota; Metazoa; Cnidaria; Scyphozoa; Rhizostomeae; Rhizostomatidae
Product: major facilitator superfamily domain-containing protein 6
Cellular component (GO): membrane
Source: RefSeq, a predicted model, not a curated record